AUGGCAUUUUCGUAAGUUUGCAACUAUAAAUAAGAGCCCUCAGCUUUUGCUACUUCUAACGUUUCCGUUUGUAUCGACGACCUAGAAUUCAUUUGCUCACUAGGGUUUUUCUCUGCGAUACGAUGAGUCGUCAUCCUGAGGUGAAGUGGGCACAGAGGUUGGACAAGGUUUUUAUUACAGUUUUAUUGGCUGAUGCAAAGAAUGCAAAAGUAAACCUAGAACCAGAUGGCAUUUUCACUUUCUCUGCUGCUGCUGGGGCUGAAAACCGCCUUUAUGAAGUGAAGUUGGAUCUCUACGAUAAGGUGAAUGUGGAGGAAAGCAUAAUAAACACUGGAGUCAGGAGUGUAUUCUGUGUUAUUGAGAAAGCAGAGAAGGAGUGGUGGAAGAAGCUUUUGCGCGGGGAUGACAAGACACCACAUUAUGUGAAAGUUGAUUGGGACAAAUGGGUGGAUGAAGAUGAAGACACUGGUCCUGCUGCUGACUUGGAUAUGGGAGGGAUGGACUUCUCAAAAUUUGCUAAUAUGGGAGGAAUGGGAAUGGGUGAUGGAAUGGGCAUGGGAAUGGGGAUGGGCGGUGGCAUGGGAAUGGGGAUGGGCGGUGGCAUGGGAAUGGGAAUGGGGAUGGGCGAUGGCAUGGGAAUGGGAAUGGGGAUGGGCGAUGGCAUGGGAAUGGGUGAUGAUCUUGAAGACAGUGACGAUGAAGAUCAAGAAGUGGAAAAACCAGGACAUCAAGAGAAGCUAGAUGAUGCUACAGAGGGGAAGACAGAAGCUGCUCCAAGCACAUGAGGUGUUUGUGUGUGAAAAUAUCAGAGGAAUCAACUCCAAACUUAUGCUUGGGCGCAGUUUGGAUAACAAGCCUGUUCAGUACAGGACCAGCUACAUUAGAGUGUCUUCCAUCAUCCCAAAGCUUUAAGUUGGGCUGAUGUUUUAUUUUGAUAAGUGGUAGGUACUGGCUUAAGCCCAGCUAAAACACUCAGUUUUUUCAAUUUGAAUGCCGUUUGUAUUUUAAAAGAUUAGGAUACAAGGGUAGGCAUUAUAGUCGUCUCUUUUUUUUUUUGUUCCCCGUUACUGUAACUGUCAAAAACCUAUUAUUUUGGUUUAUGUUUUGUGCUCAUCGAGCCUAACUUCUAUGUUUGAUAGUUCAGAAUGGAUGUGUUGGGAGUGUUUUCCAAGCCAA
Macadamia integrifolia is the source of this 1176-nucleotide messenger RNA. RefSeq lists its product as uncharacterized. The coding region runs from base 123 to 785 and encodes 220 amino acids. Gene Ontology annotation, cellular component: cytosol; nucleus. Gene Ontology annotation, biological process: protein folding; chaperone-mediated protein complex assembly. The record is from RefSeq and is a predicted model, not a curated record. NCBI's taxonomy places the organism in Eukaryota, Viridiplantae, Streptophyta, Magnoliopsida, Proteales, Proteaceae. Gene Ontology annotation, molecular function: protein-folding chaperone binding; Hsp90 protein binding. The transcript has 6 exons.